Molecule: messenger RNA, 7291 nt
Organism: Drosophila ananassae
Lineage: Eukaryota; Metazoa; Arthropoda; Insecta; Diptera; Drosophilidae
Exons: 3
Biological process (GO): mRNA stabilization
Molecular function (GO): poly(A) RNA polymerase activity; RNA binding
Source: RefSeq, a predicted model, not a curated record
GUGUCGUUCGUCUUCGCUUGCCCAGCGACUGGCAGUUGCUCAGCGACUCGACACUCAAGUAGACCAGGGUAUAGCUAGUGCCAGCCAAGCCAAGAGCAACCGUUAGACAUACAGUAAAAUAGCAAUAACCGCAACGACCUAUCCACUUCCCACUGUUUAUUGUUCUAUAAACCAGGUGCAAGUGCAACUUUUAACAAACAACAACAAUCGCGCGCCCUUGCCACCACACUUCCCAAUCGAUUCUCCAACAAUUUUACCCCUCCCGCCUGAUAAACUGAUCGCAACAUUCUCGAAGCUUUUUUUCGACAAGCUUAUUACACAUAUAACCUACCAAAGCCGAAAAAAACGCGUGGUUCGCAAAGAAACGACAAAAAAAAGAAAUAGAAAAAGCGAAAAAAAAAAGUGAAAUUGAAAUUCGAAUUCAAAGUCAAAAUCAAAAAUCUAAAGUUAUUGGAGAGUUACACAUACAUACAUACAUACAGUAAAGUGAUUGCGCGUAUAUCUAUGUGUGUGUGAGAGUGAACUAUCGUAUACGUGAGUGUGUGAGUGUUAGAGAAGAGUGCAAGUGCAAGUGCAACCGGUAACGGGAUAUUGAGAGAGAAGAAGCUUUAAAGGAAACAAAAAGGACAAAGACCCUCAAAGCAGUUAGGGCAACAAUUGUCAGACCAAAAAAAAUUUGUCUGAAACUCAGCCUACACUCGGCUUGGUUUGGUUUCACGUUUCGGGAGUAUUAUUCCAAAAUCAAAACCAAAUACCCGAACCAAUCGCCGCCAUCCUGGCACGCCGUUCGUUGUUAGUGUGAGGCGUAAGGCGGUUCGCCGUAACGGUUAACUCACCCCACACCCCUGCUGCCCGUCGUCGAUAGCAUUUGACCACCCACCCACCGACCACCACUGGAUCCAUCCCCCACCCCUGCUACCGAUAGCCGGUCGCCCCGAUUGCCGAUAGUCCGCCACGUCGAUAGCCGCCAUCGCCUUGCAGCGAUAGCGAAAUCCGUUAGUUCGGACAAAAAGUAACUGUAUGUUCUCUCUUUUUGUGGAACUGCAUCCUGCGGAACUGAAGAGAGCGUGAACUUUUGGAUAAUGAGCGCAUAGGCACGAGCUGUCCGAAUUAUUCAGGGGUAGCAGCAGACAAGCAGCAGCAUCGAAGUCUACAAUAACAGCAUUUUUGCAAAAAAAAAACAAAAAUCAAGAAAGAAAGAAAAAAAGACGCAGUUGAAAAAGUGUUAGCAAGUGAAGAAGAACAAGAUCAACAGAAAAGAGAGCAGAAACAACUUUAAUGAAUUUCGUGAUUAAAAACAUUUCAAAGGUACAACAAAAGCUCAUUUAAUAUAAAAAUAAGAAGAACGCAACAGCAAGAGUGAGUGAAAAAAAAAAAUAAAAAUAUAUAUUUAAAAUCGUGGCACAAACUAAAAACACAACAAAAACAAAAAAAAAAAGCUCUCCGUUGAAACGAAAACGAGAGCGAAUGUACGAGUGUGCGAGUGCGAGUGAAAUAGCAAAAGCGUGAAAAGAGCGAGCGAGCGAGAGACAACAACAAAAAGCGAAGUAAAAACCAAAAGGCAAGCCAAUUGCGCACGGAACGUAGAACGGAGAAAACUAACGGAACUCGCGAGCCAAACAGCACACGGAAUAUAACGGUAUAAAACGACAUUAACGGUUAACGGUUACAACUCUAAAAUCGAUCAAAAGGCUAUUCAAGAAGAAGAAGAUGGUAAACAAGGCCAACGGCAAGGCGCUGGGGCAGAAGGCGGACAAGGACAAGGAGAGGCUAAAAGAGCGAGAGGCAAUGUUGCCGGCGGCGGGCAACAGCAACAAUAAUAGCAACAACAACAACAUCACGCAAAUGACACAGAGCAACAAUAGCAAUAAAGCGAGCAACAAGGGUAACAACAACAAUAAUAACAACAACAAUAAAGGCUCCAAUGUCAAAACAAACAGUAAUAAGAAGAAUGGAGGAAAAGGACAACAAAAUCAACAGCAGCAGCAACAACAACAGCAGCAGCAGCAGCGCAGCAAGAAAGCCAAACCCCAAAGGCAACAGAUAUUCCUCCAGUCGUUGCCACGCGACACCAGCAAUUACAACAACAGAAGCAAUAGCAAUAACAGUAGCAGUAGAAAUAGUAGCAACUGUGGCAACAUACUUGCAACAUCAGCAGCAGCAACAUCCCCAGAGACACUUCCAACACACUCGGACAUCAGUCUGAAGGUCAACUCAGGUGAACUUUUAACCGCCGCACUGACCGUACCAUGUGCCAAGUGCUCCAAGCCAGCUAUGAUCUCCACCUUGACCACCACUGUUGCCGCCUCCUCGUCCUCGUCCUCGGCCUCCUCGGCUAGCUCCGCCCUAUCGACCACCAGCUCCUCCGGAUCGGAGACUGCCAGCAAUCAUUCAGCGGAACUCAGUUACCCGGAACCGGUUGUUUAUUCCGGCAAGCAGUAUCGCAAAUCCAAAUCCUAUAUGGGUGCAUCCCAGUACAACAACAACAAUUCCUAUCAAUCGAGUGGAUCGAGCCGGGCACCAAGCUCCUCCGGCGGCAGUAAUGGCAACCAUGUGGCUUAUAGACGCUCUCAUAGCGAUCGCCGUAAUUCUUUCGAUCGCACCUUUGCCUUCCGGAAUCGCGACUUUGUUCCCAUUGUGCCGCCGUCGCGUCCCGUCCUCUCGUCCUCAAACAUAGCCGGAGUGAUGGCCAGUUCCACCAAGUUGACGAUCAUCGAGCGGUUCGGCAAGGGCCGAGUCGCAUAUCCCAUAAUGCAGUGCGGGACACUAGACGGAGCCGAACCGUUAUAUCAUCAACAGCGCAGCAACAGAAUGGACGUCUACCAGAUCGACGAUGGCUUCCAUUCGGAUGGUGGCACCGAAACCCCACCACCGUCACCGAGUUCCGGCUCCUCGAUAGCCUCCACCUCGGACCAUGGAUCCCUGGAGAGUGUGGACACUGGGGGGACACAACGAUUGGCUGUCCUCUCGUUCGAGCAGGUCAGCAAGCUCCACAAUGUCAUGGACGAGAAGGUGGCCAUCCAUGGAAGGGGCAAUUUCCCAACAUUGGAAGUAACACUCAAGGAUCUGGUGAAUCUGGUGCGACGUAAAUUGGAGGCGGAGGUUAAUGCCGGCGGUGCCGGGGUGUUAGUUAAGGACAUCCGUCUGAAUGGCGGGGCAGCUAGUCAUGUUUUAGCCAGCGAGGAUCAGCCGUACAAUGAUCUGGAUCUGAUAUUCGCCAUUGAGUUAAGUUCCCCGCGGGUAUUCGAUCGGGUUAAGGUGGCUGUCCUUAAUACCCUACUGGACCUGAUGCCCGAGGGUGUGUGCAAGCGUCGGAUCUACACGUGCUCCCUGAAGGAAGCCUAUGUCGGUAAAAUGGUCAAGGUGAAUAAUAAUAAUGAUGGCGAUCGCUGGUCCCUCAUCUCGCUGGGCAACUCCCCAGGCCAUAAGAAUGUGGAGCUAAAGUUCGUGGAUACGAUGCGGCGGCAAUUUGAAUUUUCAGUUGAUUCGUUUCAAAUAGUACUCGAUUCGCUGUUACUAUUUUAUGAUUGUGCCGCAUUGCCAAUAUCGGAGAACUUCUAUCCGACGGUGGUCGGUGAAUCGGUGUAUGGAGACUUUCAGGAGGCCCUCUACCACUUGCAAAAGAAAUUGAUCUCAACGCGUCAGCCGGAGGAGAUACGAGGCGGCGGCCUGCUCAAGUACUGCAAUCUAUUGGUGCGUAACUAUAAGGCCGUCGACUCGCAGCUCAUCAAGACCUUGGAGCGAUAUAUGUGUUCGCGUUUCUUCAUCGAUUUCCCGGACAUAAAUACGCAGACCAUUAAACUGGAGGCAUAUUUGCGUAACCAUUUCUGGGGUGUCGAUGAGGAACCGCUGCAGUAUCAGUAUCUGAUGCAUUUACGCGAAGUGGUCGAAAUGUCGACGGUCUGUCUGAUGGGACAUGAACGGCGUCAGACACUCCAUUUAAUCCAAUCGCUGGCCGCCCAGGUGCUCUUCAAUAAGCAGGAGAAGCAACAGCAACAGCACGCUCAUGAGCAGUACCAGCAGCAACAGCAGCAACAGCAGCAGCAACAGCAACAGCAGCAGCAGCAGCAACAGCAGCAACACCAACAGCAGCAGCAGCAGCAGAAACAUCACCGUCAACAUCAGCAUCAGCAUCAGUUCCUUGAUCCGGCGCAGCAGCAGGCGCAACAACAACAACAAACACAAACACAAACACAGACGCAACAGCAACAACAGGCCGCAACACUGACCUUGGUCUCGCAGGCGCCGCCAACGGCUCAGGCGCAGACCAUCUAUGUGCAACAGGCCGCUCCCGCUGCCGUUUGCUGCACGAGCAGCGCGGACCAGUCGGCGCCAGCCGCUCCCCAGACCAUACAGAUACAGGCCGGUCCGCCGGGACUCAUUUACGCCAAUGGCGUCUACUAUGCACCUGUGAUCCCCAGCACCAUCUGCACGUGCAACUCCACCUGGCUGAGCACGUGAUUGGAGCAGCAGCAGCAUCUGCAGAAGCAGCAGCAUCCGCAGCAGCAUCAUCAUCAGCAGCAGCAUCAUCAUCAGCAGCAACAGCAGCAGCAGCAACCACAGUGGUCAGAGAAUGCAUGGGGAUCUAUGCUCUUAGCUGAAACUGAACCACCAAUAGAAACAGCACCACUAAUCCCACAACCACCACCACCACCAUCACUACCAUCAUCUGACUCGGAAUCAGAAUCAGUAUCAGAAUCAGAAUCAGUCAGGACGAAGAAGAGCAAGGGCCAGGAGAAGGAGGAGGAGCAGGAAGAGGCCAGGAGGAUGAUGGCAAGAAGAGCAGCUAAUACCAUAACCAUGACAAGGACGGGAGGGAAAACCACAUCAACCACAACAGGAACAACUACUACUACUACUACUACUACCACCACCACCACCACCAGAAUCGAUCAGAAGCAGUCAUCAAAAUUAGGAGAAGAUGGAGGAGGAGGAGGAGAAGUUGUAGGCGAAGGAGGCAGAGGCAGAGGCCCAGCAGCAGGAGGAGUAACCGGCAACUUGGUCCUGACACCUCAGCAGAUCAGCGGAGUGCCCGUCUACUACAGCCUGCAGGAGGAGGAUGGUGGCGGCAAGAAGAAGCGAUCGGCGGCGGCGGGCACCUACAGUGGCCAGUUUGCAUACUUCUACCCCCAUGACGGCUCAGCGCCCAGUGUACUGCUGUUGGGCAAGGACUCUUACCUCAAUGUGACCGAGCAACAGCAACAGGAGCAACAGCAACAGGAGCAGGAGCAACACCAUCAGCAACAGGAUCAUCAGAAGCAGCAGCAUCACAGAAAGCUAAAGAAGAAGCAACUUCAACAUCAGUUUGUCUAGGAUGGGAAGGAAAUAGAAAGGGAGGAUCAAGGAUCAAGGAUCUAGGAUCGAGGAUCUAGGAUCAGAUCACUGUUUGAUUAAUACCUUGCCCCUGGGUACCUUUCGAUUACUGUUUCGAUUCAUUAUUCAUUCGGUUAGCUUCUACUUUGCGUUAUCUGUACGAUCAGAGCUCUAUACUCUAUACUGUUCCUUUUCUAUAUAUAUAUACGAUUCCACUGAUAUAUAUUCAUCAUUGUGACCGGCGACUGUAAACUUUCCACGACACCCAAAACUACCCUAAUCCCAAACUACUAACUUACCAUACGCGCUCCUACUUUAAUAAUAUCCGAAUAUCUCUAAUCCGAGUCGCUUUUGAAAAAAAAGAUAGAUGUUUGAAACUCACUCUCCUGGAAAGAUCCAAUCCCCGCGAACGCGUCAAUCUGCAAAAAAGGACGAACGAAAUGUAACGCAAUCUCCUUAAUCAAGGAUAGCGAUUUGAUUUUAUUUUCUUUUCCCUUUUUUUUUUUGGCGUAUCUCUCGUAUCUUUCUACUCUCCCCCAGCUCAUAUGGAGUUACUUGUGUCAUUGCGUUUAAAAAGAUAAAAUAAUAGAACAAAAAUAAGUAGUAGUAGCUAUAAUAGAGAGGACAAAAUUUGAAUUUGUAAGAUCUUUAAAAAGUAAAUGAGAAAAAUGAAUCACAAGUCGAGAUGUAGUAGAGUGUAAUACCAAAAUUUUUUCUGUUUGCUCGGUCCAAAAUCGUUUUCAUCUUUUCCAACUUUCCUCAUUUUUUUUGUAAUAAACUAACCCCCCAAAAAACCCCCCCGAAAUGAUCAAGUGACUUUAUUUUUUUUAUUUAAUCAUCCAUAUAUAAUAUUUUGUAAUUUUUUUUUAAUAAACCAAACCGACACUCACCCGACAGAACUAAACUAAUAUUUUGUAUGGAUAUGAUUAUGAAUUGACCUUUUUGGAGGAGUACUGGAGGAGGGAGGUCUGGGGGGAAUUCCAAGCAACUAUCUAAUAUCUAAUUGCAGGCUGAGACAAAAAUAAAAUUAAAUAAUAAUAUGUAAAUAUUAGUCAAAUGGAAGUGUAGAGAAGUUGCUCAAUGAAAUUCAAUUCACAAAAAUAUCUAAAAUAUAAACUAAAUGUUUAAAGAGCUGUCAUAUUUUUGAUUGAUUGAUUGAUUGAUUGAGGAGAAGAAUGAAUUCCGAUGGGUGAUAAUUUAUGAAUGAUUCAAAACUGAUAUACAAACUAAAUAUAAUAUUAGAAAAAAACAAAAAUACAAAAAAUACAAAAAUAUUUAUAAAUCAAGAAAAUAAAAAAUGCUACAAACAAAUCAAGAAAAAAAUAUAUGAAUGCUUUAUGUGUAAGUCUUCUAUUUUUUGCAAUUGCAACAAAAAAUAAAACAAAUAUAUAUACAUAUAUAUUUAUAGUUUAAACUUUAAAGGCAUAUAUAUUUAUAUAUCUACAAAAAAAAAUAAAAAAAUGAAAGACAAAAAUGGUCCACAUAAGAUUUGAUGAUGAUGUUGAUGAAGACUACGAUGAUGAUGAUGAUGAUGAAUAUUAUGAUGUUUCCUCUCCGCAUGCAUUCUUUGAAAACUUUGUUUACACACACAACACAUACACACACCCCAACACACAACACACACACACUUUUGUAUAAUGUUAACCUUGAACUUGUGUUUUGAAUUUAUGUAUUAACUUUAGUUUAAACAUUGUGACAUAAUCUACGAUGUACGCUGUAUGUAUGUGUAUAUAUCCAGACUAUCUAUAUGCAUAUUCGACAAGGUCCAAAGCCAAUGUAUUCCAAUUUGCGAAUUGUUUUGUUUUUAUUUUCUCCAAAAACGAGGGAUAGAGCUCAACAGUCCGCAAUACAUUUUACUUAGUGCAAAAAAACAAAAAAAAAAAAACCUGAAACUGAAACUGAAACCGCAACUAAACUGAAUCAAAAUCUAAACCAAAAAAAAAUACAAGCAAAAAAAAGAAAUCUAUUAAAAAAAACA